GUCUCCCCCCUUCCCAAUUCGGUCGCUCGGCAGGAAGCGUUGCGUCCAGUCUUCGCCUAGGGUUGUCUGCGUUCCCCCAAUUCUCCAUUACCGGUGACCGAAUUCGAUCCCAAACUCACCUCCGUGAUGAAGGGCUGCGAUCUCGUUAACACAUUCCUACCCGACGAGCUCAUCAUGGAGAUCUUUCGUCACGUCGAGGCCAAAUCGGACCGGGACGCUUGCUCCCUGGUCUGCCGGAAGUGGCGCAGGCUCGAGCGGGCCUGCCGCCGCACGAUAAGGAUCGGAGCGUCCGGGACUGCCGAUCAACUCGUGGAUCUCGUCGUCCGCCGGUUCACGGGGCUCCGGAACGUUUAUAUAGAUGAGCGCCUCCCGGUGACUACGGUCCAGCCGCAAAGAUCACCGCCUUCCAAGAGGAAGAGACAUACCCUCCCAAAACCUAACCAUGCAACUGAGGAAAUAUAUGUGGAAAAUGAGCUGGAGCGGUUUUGUUUAUCUGAUGCUGGUCUUGCAUUGCUUGCCAAGAGUUGCAAAGGACUUGAGAAGCUAAGUUUUAUUUGGUGCUCCAGCAUCACAUCUUUGGGAUUGACAACAGUUGCGGAGAACUGCAAAUUUCUAAAAUCUGUGGACCUGCAGGGUUGCUAUGUUGGAGAUAAAGGUCUUAUUGCACUUGGUCAGAAUUGUAAGCAACUUGAAGAUUUGAAUCUUCGCUUUUGCGAAGGCUUGACGGAUACAGGUUUGGUUGGAUUUGCGCAAAGCCAUGGCAGUUCACUGAAAUCUCUUGGCAUUGCAGCAUGUGCUUGGAUUUCUGAUGUUUCCUUGCAAGCUGUUGCAUCUCACUGCAAGUUUCUGGAGAACUUAUCGCUGGACUCGGAGUUGAUGAGAAAUACAGGAGUAAUUUCAGUAGCUCAAGGUUGUCGAUCCUUGAAGGCUUUGAAACUGCAGUGUGUUAAUAUUUCAGAUGAAUCUCUACAAGCUGUGGGUUCGUAUUGUUCUUUACUGGAACAAUUGGCUUUGUACAGCUUCCAGAGAUUUACUGACAGGAGCCUUUAUGCUAUUGGGAAUGGGUGCAAAAAGCUAAGAGAUCUGACUCUCAGUGACUGUUAUCUCUUAAGCGAUCAAAGUCUUGAAGCUAUUGCUCGCGGCUGCACCAAAUUGACAAAUCUGGAAAUUAAUGGGUGCCACAACAUUGGAACAUCUGGACUAGAAUAUAUUGGACGAUUAUGCCUAGGCCUCGUGGAGCUGUCUUUGUUGUAUUGCCCAAGAAUGGGUAAUAGUGCUCUUCGUGAAGUUGGCAAAGGCUGCUCACUUCUGAAAGCUCUUCACCUGGUGGAUUGUUCAAGCAUUAAUGAUGAUGGAAUAAGUGCUAUAGCUCAAGGUUGCAGAAGCUUAAGGAAACUGCAUGUCCGUCGUUGUUAUGAGGUUGGAGAUAAAGGUAUUAUCUCUGUGGGUGAGAACUGCAAAUUACUUGCUGACUUGAGCCUCCGGUUCUGUGACAGGGUUGGUGAUGCGGCACUUGUUGCUGUUGCCCAAGGUUGUUCCCUCAAACAUCUGAAUGUUAGUGGAUGCCACCUAAUUACCGACACUGGAUUGACAGCAAUUGCAAGAGGUUGCCCUGAUCUUGUCAACUUGGAUAUCAGUGUUCUUCAGAGCAUAGGUGAUAUGGCGCUGGCCGAGUUAGGCCAUGGGUGCCCUCUUUUAAAGGAAAUAGUGUUGUCCCACUGUCGGCAAAUAACAGAUGUUGGCUUAGCCCAUCUUGUUACAGGAUGCAGCCGCCUUGAGACAUGCCAUAUGGUUUACUGCCCUCUCGUGACUGGUGCCGGAGUGGCAACUGUUGUCUCGAGCUGUGCCAACAUAAAGAAGGUCCUGGUAGAGAGGUGGAAGGUGAGCCAGCGAACUCUGCGAAGAGCAUACUCGGUCUUGUCUUUCCUCUGUGUGGAACUCUAGCUGCUCAGCGUGCAUCAUAAAGUAAGUGAAGUAUACCAGAUUAGCUAACUUCGUUUAGCUCAGAAAGCCAUUUUCAAAGUACAACCUGCUGAUUUUUAUUGGUCAUCGUUUGUGCUGUAGAUUUGAGUAUGUAAUAAAUGCUGGAUUAUAUGAAUAAAAUGAUAUUUGAUUGAGAGAAAAAAAAUAUUCAAAUUCAUUCAGGUAAACGAGGGUCUUUCCUGGAUAAUGCAGUUUUAUUU
Messenger RNA from Musa acuminata subsp. malaccensis (wild Malaysian banana), 2183 nucleotides. Its product is annotated as F-box/LRR-repeat protein 4. Gene Ontology annotation, cellular component: SCF ubiquitin ligase complex. Gene Ontology annotation, molecular function: protein binding. The record is from RefSeq and is a predicted model, not a curated record. Gene Ontology annotation, biological process: SCF-dependent proteasomal ubiquitin-dependent protein catabolic process. Lineage: Eukaryota; Viridiplantae; Streptophyta; Magnoliopsida; Zingiberales; Musaceae.